Chiroxiphia lanceolata (lance-tailed manakin) is the source of this 727-nucleotide messenger RNA. Its product is annotated as feather keratin 1-like. Lineage: Eukaryota; Metazoa; Chordata; Aves; Passeriformes; Pipridae. Gene Ontology annotation, molecular function: structural constituent of cytoskeleton. Gene Ontology annotation, cellular component: intermediate filament. The record is from RefSeq and is a predicted model, not a curated record. The coding region runs from base 3 to 308 and encodes 101 amino acids. The transcript has a single exon.
ACAUGUCCUGCUACACCCCGUGCCGGCCCUGCCAGCCCUGCGGCCCGACCCCGCUGGCCAACAGCUGCAAUGAGCCCUGUGUCAGGCAGUGCCAGGACUCCACCGUGGUCAUCCAGCCCUCCCCCGUGGUGGUGACCCUGCCUGGGCCCAUCCUCAGCUCCUUCCCACAGAACACCGCCGUGGGAUCCUCCACCUCCGCUGCCGUUGGCAGCAUCCUCAGCUCUCAGGGAGUGCCCAUCAACUCCGGGGGCUUUGGCCUCUCUGGCCUGGGCAGUGGCCUCUGUGGCAGGAGCUGCUUCCCCUGCUAAAGCUGCUGCCCAUGGCCCUGGCAAGGAACCCAGGGACACACAGGAUGGAACCGCCCUGGGGACGCAGCAUCGGCUUCUGCUUCCAGAGGGGCUGAGCGAGCCCAGCAUCCCUUGCAGAAGGACGGGACCAGCCUGGACUCUGGGCAAGCACGGCCCAGCCCUGCCUCUGCCCUCUGCCACUCUCUCCCUUCCCUCCUGUGUCCUUGUUCCCUUGUGCUCCCGUGGGCUCUCAGCCCCACAGAACCAGCCUGGGGAGGACCUGCUGGCUCUACCUCCUUUGUGGAUCAGGCAGAUGGACUCCUGGUGGGAUGUCUGCCAGAUGCAAAGGAGAGAGAUUCUCUACCCCUGGUGCUCCCUGAACUGAGGUCUCCACUCAGAGCAAUCUUUUUUCCCUCUUUUAACUCAAUAAACUUCUGCUG